GAAGGCGUGUCUCCUGUGACGACAAAAAGAAGUGUGCACACAUAUCACACUCUCCAGCACUCUCCUUCACUCUCCUCUCUCUCCACUCUCCUCCAUCUCCGUGCUCUCGCAGAGCAACAAUGGCGACAAAGCUAUAUCUCCCUCUCUCUCUCCUCCUCCUCCCUCUCUCUCUCCUCCAAGCCUUCUCCCCAGACACCCAACCCCUCCUCUCCUUCAAAUCCUCCUCCGACCCCCUCAACACCACCCUCCACUCCUGGUCCCCCUCCACCGACCCCUGCACCUCCUGGCCCUUCGUCACCUGCUUCCAGAACCGGGUAACCCACCUCGUCCUCGAAUCCCUCUCCCUCCGCGGCCCGCUCCAACCCCUCACCUCCCUCACCCACCUCCGCCUCCUCAGCCUCAAACGUAACCACUUCGCCGGCCCAUUGCCCGACCUCUCCAACCUCACCUCCCUCAAGCUCCUCUUCCUCUCCCACAACAACUUCUCCGGCGACCUCCCCCCGUCGCUACCCUCCCUCUCCAAGCUCUACCGCCUCGAUCUCUCCCACAACAGCCUCUCCGGCCAGAUUCCGGCCUCCCUCAACCGCCUCACCCACUUGCUCACCCUCCGCCUCGAGGCCAACCGGUUCUCCGGUACCAUUAACGAUAUAAACCUUCCUAGCUUACAGGACUUCAAUGUGUCUGGAAACAGCCUCGUCGGCCAAAUCCCCAGCUCUCUCUCCGGUUUUCCGAAAUCAGGAUUCGGAGACAACCAAGCCCUCUGCGGUUCGCCCAUGGAGGUGUGCAAGCCCGUUUCCGAAGACCCGCCCCGCCCCGGAUCGCCCGGGGCCCUCGCCAGCACCGUGGUGUCGUCCUCGCCCGCGACCACGGCGCCGAUCACGAAAGGAAAUCCUAGCCACGUCGGCGGCGGUAGAAAGAUAAGCCGGCUGGCGAUCAUUUCGAUCAUAAUCGGCGACGUUAUCGUGCUCGCCGUGGUCUCGUUCCUCCUGUACUGCUACGUGGCGAGGAGGAGGGGCGGGGGGAAGGGAGCGUCGUCGAGUCGUAUACUCGAGGGGGAGAAGAUCGUGUACUCCUCGAGCCCGUACCCGGCGGCGCAGCAGCAUUCGGAGAGGGGCAAGAUGGUCUUUUUCGAGGGGGCGAGAAGGUUCGAGCUGGAGGAUUUGUUGAGGGCGUCGGCGGAGAUGCUGGGGAAGGGGGGGUUCGGGACGGCGUACAAGGCGGUGCUGGACGACGGGGAUGUAGUGGCGGUGAAGAGGUUGAAGGAGGGGAGCGGCGGCGGCGGUGGUGGUGGUGGGAAGAGAGAGUUUGAGCAGCAGAUGGAGGUUUUGGGGAGGCUGAGGCACCCGAAUGUGGUGGGGCUGAAGGCCUACUACUUUGCCAGGGAUGAGAAGUUGUUGGUGUUUGAUUACAUGCCUAACGGGAGCUUGUUCUGGCUUCUUCACGGAAACCGCGGCCCUGGACGAACACCGCUUGACUGGACAACAAGGCUCAGGAUUGCUGCUGGAGCGGCUCGAGGACUCACCUUCAUCCACAACUCAUGCAAGUCCCUUAGGCUCACCCACGGCAACAUAAAGUCCACAAAUAUCCUACUCGACAAGGCCGGCAAUGCACGUGUCUCUGACUUUGGUCUCUCCCUCUUUGCCCCUCCGACGGCUUCCGUUCCACGUUCGAACGGUUACAGAGCUCCUGAAGCAGUGGACCCUCGAAAAAUCACCCAGAAAGCAGAUGUCUACUCGUUUGGGGUCCUAUUGCUGGAGCUGCUCACGGGGAAAUGCCCGUCCCUGGGGGAUAACUUGGGGCCUGGUAUGGGGUAUGGUGGGGUGGUAGACUUGCCCAGGUGGGUCCAGUCAGUGGUGAGGGAGGAAUGGACGGCUGAGGUUUUCGAUUUGGAGCUGAUGAGGUACAAGGACAUCGAGGAGGAAAUGGUGGGACUGUUGCAGGUUGCAAUGACUUGUACUUCAGCCGCCCCUGAUCAACGGCCUAAAAUGAACCAAGUCGUGAAGAUGAUUGAGGAGAUCCGGGGAGUCGAGGUGUCACCCUCACAUGAGGCUUUGGACUCCGACUCGCCUUCCGUAUCGGAAGAUACUUGCGCGGUGAGUCAGUGAUCCACAGGGUCUUUGUUUUCUGAAACAGUUGUAAGAGUGCUGUGUAAAGAUCUUUUCAUUCCAGCAGGUUUUGAUCUGAUUUCGGCUCAAUUAGAGAGGUCGUUGUGCGUUAAUUAGGUCUUAAUUAACGAUUUCGAGAAUAUUUAUUAUAUUGAGCUUUCAUAUUAACAAA
Molecule: messenger RNA, 2277 nt
Organism: Rhododendron vialii
Lineage: Eukaryota; Viridiplantae; Streptophyta; Magnoliopsida; Ericales; Ericaceae
Product: probable leucine-rich repeat receptor-like protein kinase At1g68400
Exons: 2
Coding region: 120-2105 (661 amino acids)
Biological process (GO): protein phosphorylation
Molecular function (GO): ATP binding; protein binding; protein kinase activity
Source: RefSeq, a predicted model, not a curated record